Molecule: messenger RNA, 1392 nt
Organism: Misgurnus anguillicaudatus (oriental weatherfish)
Lineage: Eukaryota; Metazoa; Chordata; Actinopteri; Cypriniformes; Cobitidae
Biological process (GO): regulation of gene expression
Cellular component (GO): nucleus
Source: RefSeq, a predicted model, not a curated record
CGAUCUGCGGCACACAGAAGCAAUAGUAGAAAACAAACCUGAAUGUGUUAGGAUGCACAUUAUAGUAAACAUUAAUAUACAUCCGUCUAACAGUUAGCAUCGAACAAAUAUUAGUAGUAUUAUUGUUUUGCAGGAUAACAGAUAACUGCGCGUAUCUGCGAAAAGUUUGAGUUCUCAUUUGACAGCUAACGUUAGUUGAAAUAGUAGGAGAUGGUGUCUACUCUCUCACCCUUUCAGACUCAGUUAGCCUCCGUCAUGGAAACCCUGAUGAAAACAGCUGUAUUGGAGAUAAGCAAACUUGUCGACAUAGAGUUUGAAGUUUUGCAGUCGGAGGUGACGCGCAGUCGCAGUGAAAUCGCUGAUUUGAGGAAGAGAUUAAAGUUGAUGGAGCUCCAGCAAUGGACUGCACUUCCACACAGGCACAGAGAGAUAAACGAUGACACGAGGACAAACGGUGGACAGACAGUUAGCAAAUCAAAAAAUAGCACCCCUACAAUAAUUCACAGAGAUGAGGGUGAAUACAGAGUAUCAAUGGACAGUGAUAUAAACCAGCCAGUUAAUAUGAUAAAGAUUGAGGUACAUGAUGUGGAAAUCAAAGGAUGGGACAACAGUGAAGAGGGAACCCCAGACGUAAACCUAUUGCCCAUCAAGGAUGCUGUAGAUGAGGUUCCUGAUGUUGACAAAGGAAGCCAAGAACAUGAAACAGCAAAAUCAAUCUCACUGCAAUCCAAAAGCAACAUCUCGCCUGGAAAAAUGACAAUAAACCAGGUAUUGCGGUUAUCAUCUCAAACGCGUGCAUCGGAAACGGAUCAUUCUUCAUUUGGUCGACCACAGAGUUUGACCGUGCCAAAGUCCAUAAGAACGCACGGUGACGCUUUUUCAGUGGACAAGCGUUUUGUUUGCACCUACUGUUCAAAGAGGUUCAGGUGUUUCAGUCAACUCGAGGUACAUCAGAGGAGUCACACGGGUGAGAAGCCCUACAGGUGCACGCUUUGCGGUAAGCGGUACACUCAGAAAGGACACCUGUACACCCAUCAGCGCACACACACCGGAGAGAAGCCGUAUCGCUGUCUGCUCUGUGGAAAGGGCUUCAUUCAGAAAUGUACUCUGGAUAUGCAUCUGCGAAGUCACACUGGAGAAAAACCAUUCAGCUGUACAACCUGCGGCAAAGGUUUCACGAAAAAAUGUAACCUUAAUAAACACCUGUCUUGUCAGUCUUGCAAUAGCUGAUCAAUGGCAGUGGCAGUGCAUAAAAAUAUGAUGGCCUUUGACAUUUGUGCACUCAGAGAUAUCAUGUGAAUAUUGGAUCUGCCAAUACUGUGCAUUAUACUCUGCAUUUUGUGCAAACUGUUUGUUUCUCUCUUAAAAAAAUAAAUAUUUUUUAGUCAAUGA